This is a messenger RNA of Hyaloperonospora brassicae, 1095 nucleotides long. The record is from the annotation of a GenBank genome assembly. NCBI's taxonomy places the organism in Eukaryota, Oomycota, Peronosporomycetes, Peronosporales, Peronosporaceae.
AUGCACGCGCUGUCCGCCGCGGCCUCUGACGGCCACCGAGCGGUCGCUGGGGCCCCUCUCGCCCCCUUGCGGCAGGACGACAGCAUCAAUGCCAUCCCCUCGCAAGCGCAAGCGCAGCCUGCAGCUCAAGACACAGCUCGCGACGAGCAGCAGCGACGGCGCGUUCAACAGGCCGAGACGAUUCUGCUCGAGAUUGCAAAGGAGUUUGCCGCCAAGCGCGCCGCGGGCCUCGUGCCCAUGAAGCCCGUGCCGGCGCGGACGCUGCUGUGGCAGGAGCUGGAGCGACGGGCGCAGCGCGUGCGGUCGCGUGUGGGACGCCGCGGCACGUGUGUCUUUGGCCGGGACACGGACUCGGGACCGUGCGGCUGCUCGACGUACAAGACAGGGAACACGGGACUGGAUCCGGGCGGCGGCGUGUGCGCGUGCUGCAGUCACGGCGCCCCGUGGCACCGAUUGUCGGGCGGGACAAUGGCCGCGACGGACAGUGGCUCGACGACGCUGUCUCAUAGUUCACGAGCGACGGCGCGAGUGUCUUUGCGGCCACGAAAAGGCACAGGACGGAGUCGAGCGAGCAGUCGCAAUAGCUGUUAUGCUGCUGCUUCGAGGAGCGCGAGUGGCGAAGCGCUGCAGCAGACACUAGUGGAGGGGUCGGUCUACUCGCUUGGCAGCGACUACUAUGAUGAAUUCGACGGCGAGUACAGUGACGAAGAGAGUGAGGAGGAGGACGACGACGACGAUGUUGCAAACGAAGUGGCGAGACCGCAUGGCAUGAUGAUGGAGGACUUGGCGCCACCGCUUGUCCAUAGUCACGCCCGGAGCGAGGGCGAUACAUCAUUGGACCGCAGCUCCCUCUUUUCGAAUGGCGACAGCUUUGGAUUGCCGCCGAGGCUGUCCAGCACGAGUCGACACCUCGACAAGCUGCUGGGCGCGAUCGCAAAGUACCGGACAAUGGGGUUGUCGGAAGCUGAGAUCGAAGUGAAGCUCCGACGGGACUUUCCACCGACCGAGCGACUAUCACACGACGGAAAGAGGUCGUCGUCGUCGUUGUCGUCGCCGUCGUCGUCGCCGUCUCGACCGACGCGUGCGAGUCAAUAA